CCCAAAUGGUUGGUCCUCGUCAGAUUCGUAGAAUAGUUAAAAGGGAAAGGGAUCAACUAGGGGAAAGGUUGAGGUCAGUCGAAGGCAGUCAGAAUAGUGUAGAAGUUAGCUCACAGGUAUUAAAUGAUUGUAUUCAGGAAGAUAUAGAAGUAGAUCAGGAAUAUAUAGAAAUAUUUUUUACAGAAGAUCCAUCACCCAAUGAGCAGGUGAUAUCCGUAUUGAGAGAAGAGAUGAAGCUGCUCCGUGAACAAAAUGCUGUACUGAUGCAAAAACUUGAUGUAAUGGCGGAGAAGCUCGCAGAAGCCACCGCCCUUAUCAAAGUGAGCGUAAAGGUGGAGGAGGUCCCGGCUGCUAUGAGCUUGCCAAUAAAGUCGGAGGAGGAGCUUGAUCGUUUUGAGGAGUCAUUGACUCCUCAGAUUAAAGAUUUCUACAUAAAUAAAGUUCGGAAGAUGCUUGGAAGCUGCCCACUAUCAAAAUGCCUUAAAAACAUAAUAGAUGAAGACACCAUUAAGUUAUACAACUUAGAUGGGACAUGCGGGAAAAAGCGGCUCAAAAACAGAGCUGGGAUUUAUUCGAUUCUCAAAGAAGCAUUAGAGCAGAUAAAUCCAAUAGACUCGGCGGAUAGGUCAAUAAGAAAGGCGAUACUAAAUGUAAAAAACAACAUCACAAAGAAGAAGACCAGAAAUAAAUAA
This is a messenger RNA of Drosophila obscura, 692 nucleotides long. RefSeq lists its product as uncharacterized. The transcript has 4 exons. The record is from RefSeq and is a predicted model, not a curated record. NCBI's taxonomy places the organism in Eukaryota, Metazoa, Arthropoda, Insecta, Diptera, Drosophilidae. The coding region runs from base 6 to 692 and encodes 228 amino acids.